UUUAAUAAAUGGUUCGAUUUUGGAAUUCCAUAAAAAAGGCUUUGAAACUAAAAGCAUUACAGAAAAAAAAGAAUAUGAAAUAAUUGAAUAUGACUAAGUGAAAAAUAUUCAUAAAGGCGAAGUUAAAUGCCUUAUUUCUUAAAAAAUAUUUAAUAAUAGAUAUAUAUUCACUGGUAGUGUUGAUAGAACAAUUAAAAUAUGGUAAUUAUUAUUUAAUAUUAUGUAUAAUUUUUCUAUAUAAUAUUAGGGAUACUGAUUAAAAAAAAAAAGCUAUAGUUUAGACUUUAGUAGGUCAUUAAGGUACAAUUGUGAGUUUAUAAUAUUCUUAAAAAAAUGAGACUCUAUUUUCUGCUUCAAAUGAUAAAACAUUUAAAAUAUGGAAAUAAGAGGAAGGAAGAGAAUUAUUUUAUCAUCCAUGGUUUGUUUGUUUUUAAAUUAUUUAUGAUUUCUCAAUGAAAAAGAUGGUAAAUAAUAGCACCUAUAUCACCUGUAUACAUUGCAAAGAAGGAGAAAAUGUCUAAUUAUAUGCUGGAGAUACAGAAGGUUCAAUACAUAUAAUAAGGCCUGAAACAUUAAAAAAAAGUAGUGGAUAUGUUUUAGAAAAAUCAAAUUAUAAUUAUCAUAGAUUACAUGUAAUACAAUUUAUAAGUGUUUCUAAAGAUAAUUAAUUAUUUACUAUUGGUUAUGAUUAGAAAAUAUUAGGAUUCGAAGAAUUAGCUAGUAAAUAGUUUUUUAGUUUAAAAAACCCACACAAAUGUCUUUUUACAAGUAUUUGUUGGAAUAUUUCAUAAUCAGUAAUUUAAAUAUUAAAAACUUAAAAAAUUAAAAAAAAAAAAUAGGAACUUAUUGCAGCUGAUGAAUAAGGAAGGAUUUAUUUUAUUAAUAUUCAUUCUGAUAAAGCUAUAUAAGAAUUUCAUUUAUAUCAAUAAAAAAUACUUAGUAUUGAAAUUAUUGAAAAUCUUUAAUAACUAUUAGUUGUUACAGCUAAUUUUAUAGAUGUUCUGAGGAUUAAAAGAGGUGUAAAAGCUGGAAACAUAACAGAAGCUCAUACAGGUCCAAUAAUAGAUUUGUAUGCAUUAAUACCUUAUAAAUUAACAGAUAAAAAAUAUAAAGAUACUCCUAAAUUAAUAAGUACAAGCUUAGAUAAUACAAUAAGAGUUUGGGAUCCAAAAGAUAUGCAAUGUCAAAAUUUAUUAGAAAAUAAUGAAAAAUAGGAAAUUAGUUGUUUAAGUUAUUUAAAAUAAGCAAACUUAUUUGUUACAGGACAUGAAGAUGGGAAUAUUAAAUUAUGGAAUAUAGAACUUAAUAGUUGUCUUGUCUUAGAUUAAUAACCGCCUAAUAAACACUGGGAUUCUAUUUAAUGCUUUGCUUCUUGUAUUUUUGUAUAGAAAAAAACAUAGUCGGAAGAAAAAAUUGAGUUCUUGUUUUCUUCUGGGUAUGAUGGAAAAAUAAAUGUUUGGGAAAUUUUUGAAAAAAAAAGCUUUGCAUAAAAUACUUUUUCAGGAUCUAUUAUUUGUCCUUAACUUAAAAGUUCGAUUAUUGUAGAUCCUUAAUUAGAAAAUUGUGUUGGAUAAAUUGAAAUCUUAUUUUUAGUUAUUGAUGAAAAGGAAUAAAAUAUUAUUGCAGCAGGAAAUAGUGGAAAACUAUAUUAUAUUAAAAUUGCAUAAUAAAAUAAUAAUUCUAAAAUUUCUAUAAAUGCACAUAAUAACAGUAUUAAUAUAUUAGUAAUUGAAGGAAGAAUAUUAUUUAGUGGUUCAGAUGAAAUGGUAAUAAAGCUUUGGGAUUUAGAUUCUAAAUAGCAUAUUAAUACUUUAGAUCAUUUUUAAGAACCAGUAGUUGAUAUGUUAAUUAUUUAAGAAUCAGGACAUUUGAUUAGUUGUUCUUUUGAAGGAAAGAUACGAGUUUGGGAUUAUAUACAUUCUGAAUGUAUAAAG
This is a messenger RNA of Ichthyophthirius multifiliis, 1934 nucleotides long. Its product is annotated as WD repeat protein. Lineage: Eukaryota; Ciliophora; Oligohymenophorea; Hymenostomatida. Gene Ontology annotation, molecular function: protein binding. The annotation marks the transcript as partial. Gene Ontology annotation, cellular component: nucleolus. Gene Ontology annotation, biological process: ribosomal large subunit assembly. The transcript is spliced from 7 exons. The record is from RefSeq and is a predicted model, not a curated record.